CGAUGUGUUGUGGGCCGCCGUGUGUUGUGCUGGGCCCCGUGUGCGCCGACCUUUGAUGGGACGGGGACGGGCUGACGGACGCACGCGUGUUGUCAACGAGUGCGCGAUUUAACGCGGACGCGGCGUCCAUUAGUCGUUAGGUCCGCGUUAAGUCGCGAGAUGAUACGCUCCGCUUCGCGGCGAAGCUCGUCCGAUCCGCGUCAUCGCGUCCCGCUCGCUCCCUCGCCGAGAUAUCCCCUGGCUUAACCUACAAGAGUUACUUGGCGCGAGGACUUCCCGCGUUUGCACGUUUCAAGAAAACUGCACAAUUACGUGGAAGUUAUAGGGCAAUAUCAGCAAUCACUAUGGCGGGAGAACAACAGCAGUUUUUUCUUAAAUGGAACGACUUCCAAUCGAAUAUGGUGUCGUCGUUCAAACACCUGCGAGAUGAAAAAAGUUUCACGGAUGUGACAUUGGCUUGCGAUGGUCAAACUUGUAAAGCGCAUAAAAUGGUCUUAUCCGCCUGUAGUCCUUACUUCAAAUCCUUGUUAGAGGAAAAUCCGUCCAAACAUCCUAUCAUAAUUCUAAAGGAUGUUGCAUACAGCCAUUUGCAAGCCAUUCUAGAAUUCAUGUACGCAGGUGAAGUGAACGUUUCACAAGAUCAGUUACCAGCGUUUCUCAAAACAGCAGACCGGCUUAAAGUUAAAGGACUAGCUGAAGCUCCUGGUGCCAUUAAGAGAGAAGGUCUUUGAAAAGCUGGACUGAAAAGAAAAAAACAAUGUAAUAAUGUAAAGUGAUUGCGCAAAACACAUACCACAAACAACAUAAACACACAAUAACACAUACAUGAAUUCAUAUAUAUAUAUAUAUUUUUACUUUAUAUAUAUAAUAUAUAUAUAUGUAUAUAUAUAUAUUAUAUGUACUGAUAUAUAUGUAUAUAUAAAAUAAACAUUACAUGUGCACAACCCAGCAUCCUGUGGUUCAUGACUUGGAUCAACAUAUGUACGAUGACAAUGUAAAAUAAUGCCUUUUCUUAAUCUCAUUUAAUGUUAAUGAUUGUACUGAUGGUAUGACAGUACACAUAAGUAGAGACGAGAUGUUGAUGUUUGUCUUGAACCUAUUACGCCACAUUGCAGCGGCAACAAUAACACAACAACAUUGAUUAUUUUUUUAAAAUAAGGCGCCACGAGGCGCGAAUAAAUGGGUCGCGAUAGUUUACGAUAUAUGCUGACCGGGGCAGUCUUGAUAGAUCAAGUUGGAAAUGUUGAGGACACCUGUUACAAUGCCCGUUUUUUCAAGCCGAUCUACUUGACUCACAGCACUCCCCUAUCGGUUCCAUUUGGUAGAUCUAUUCACGAAGUAGCUUUAUACCUUUGCCUUUGUCGCGCAUCAACUGAUCACUUAUCAUGAAACUCAUUUGAGAGCCGUACAUACAUAGCCUAUCGAAAUGAAAGUUUCUUUUUGAUAGACGAUCUACAUGUACUCCAUUCAUUUUCAUGGAAUAUUUAUCUGACAAUGAGGAAAUGAUCAUAAAAGUAAUGACACGAUUAUAGAAAUGUUUUUCUUGAAGAAAUCUAUCGUAGGGCAUUAACGAUUUUAUUUCGCACUAGAUUAUAUAUAAAUGAUAGUUGAACAAAGGAAAGUAUCAUUGGCAUCCAAUCAGGAAGUUGUGCUUCUAUCGUGGAUAGAUUUGCGAAACCUCCGACAAUUAAAGAAUAUUAAAUCAAGUUUGCUGGAAGUAGUAACGUGCGUGUUUACGUCAUUUAAUACAGAUUUCUUUUGUCAAAUUUGCAAAAUGACAUUAAAACGACGUUUGUGCGUGUUCGCGCGAAAUGUAAAAAAAGAGGAAUGAAAUACUCGAGAAGAAUUGUUCUUACAAUCGCAAUCGAUCCCGUACAAGUUACCUCUUCUAGUGAUCAUGAUUUUUACUUAACCAAAUACUGCCAGUAUUUGUACCGGCGUAUUCACAAUAUUACCGAUAGACCAAAUUUAUUUAUGAUAAUAAUAUAUUAAGGGUUGAAAAAAAUGAUGUGUGUGUUUUAAAUCGAGGGAAGGUUAUUGUAAUAUAAGCGAAGUAAAUUUUUGUAAAGUCGGAGCGCACAGUUCCUUUUCCCUCCCGACAACCAAGAUGAAAAAAUUUAGAAAAAAAUGUCAGGAAACAUUAUCGAGUCAAGGACACAAAAAUCAAUAUAUUAUACAUAUUUUUCUUCUUGUCUUUGUGCGAUCAAGUAUUUUAACAUUAUUCGGACUUUAUUCUUUGUUAUCUUGAAAUUAAUAUAAUAUUGUAUACGAAUUUUUAUUAAUUUUAUUUAUUAUUAAAUAAGUCCGCGCUCGCGAUUCCUGGCUGUAUGUUUCUUAUAAUUAUACAUUAAGAAUCUCUAUAGUUAUGUGAAUUUUUCUUACAAUUUAAUUAUUCUUGUGCUUAAUAUGAAUUUAUUUCAACUUCAAUUAUUACGUGAAUUAUAUCGAAUUAGCACGAGUAAACUCCUACGGACACUAUUUAGGAUCGUACACAUUCAUCGAUAUUAAUCUCGCAAAUGAAUUAGCGCAUUAUUUCCUAUCGAUUUUGCUUCGGAUGUUUCUGUAACACAUAAAAUUGCACUGAAAGCAUAGGUCGUAAGAAUGGUCCGUCACAAGGAAACAUACAGAUUUCGAUAAUACCUGCAUUAACAAGAACACAAGUUCUGAUAAUAAACGGGACCAUUCACGUGUAAGUGGCAGUAAGCGGAGUUUGCGGUAUAAGAAUAAUUGGCGAACAUUGGAAUGUCUCUUUUCGGAAUAAAAACUUAGUUAUUCGACCGGCUUAAUCAUCUUUUGCAGUCAUCCGACAGCAAUAUCGUGCAAUAGAUAUCCGACGUUCAUUCGCAAUGUUUAAAGCGGUAUUAAAUGCCUCAAGAUGGAUGGAUUCAGUUCCUACAAUGAUACGUUUGCUGGGCAUUUGGUGGUUGAAUGUGAAUAGUUGUACCAUAUACAUUUGCUAUGCUGUAAA
Molecule: messenger RNA, 2968 nt
Organism: Camponotus floridanus (Florida carpenter ant)
Lineage: Eukaryota; Metazoa; Arthropoda; Insecta; Hymenoptera; Formicidae
Gene: lolal
Product: longitudinals lacking protein-like
Exons: 4
Coding region: 345-731 (128 amino acids)
Biological process (GO): regulation of transcription by RNA polymerase II
Cellular component (GO): nucleus
Molecular function (GO): protein binding
Source: RefSeq, a predicted model, not a curated record